Conger conger (European conger) is the source of this 3070-nucleotide messenger RNA. Its product is annotated as dynein axonemal heavy chain 12-like. The record is from RefSeq and is a predicted model, not a curated record. The transcript has 10 exons. Gene Ontology annotation, molecular function: protein binding. Gene Ontology annotation, biological process: intracellular signal transduction. Bases 135 to 1925 code for a protein of 596 amino acids. NCBI's taxonomy places the organism in Eukaryota, Metazoa, Chordata, Actinopteri, Anguilliformes, Congridae.
UUGAGAAUACCCCCCCAAAGCACCGAAGGCCACAGUCGCAGUGCAGCCCAUUGACGGAAGGAAGCCGAGGAGUGUUUGGGGGUCUUUGUGCCCGCUCCCCCGUCACUAGGCGACAGAGUGAGGAGGGCCGGGAGAUGGACUCUGACCCCACGGGACGGGGCCUGUACGAGGAGGAGGACGAGGACGAGGACGAGGCCCUGCAGCGCGUCAUCGAGCAGAGCCUGCUGGACUGCGUGAAGCCCGGGGCCCGGGAGGAUGCCUCCCCGGAGGCCCCCCGCAGGGUCAGUGCAAAGACGGAAAAAGACAAGAUCUUCACGGCCAUAAGAACAGGUGAGACGGGAGCCCUGCGCAGGCUGGUCUCCCGGCAGCAGGCCUUCGGGGAGGCAGACAGCCGGGGCUGGCUCCCGCUGCACGAGGCCGCGGUUCGGGGGAACAAGGCCAUCCUGGAGAUGACCUUCGCAGCAUCCCCUGCAGGGUCGGAGCAGGUGCAGACCCCCCAGGGCAAGACGCCCCUCUUCCUGGCCGUGGAGCAGGGCCUGGAGGAGAACGCCAGCUUCCUGCUGCAGAACGGAAGCUGCCCAGACAGCCAGGACGAGGACGAGGACUCCCCUCUUAUCGCAGCGAUAAAGACCGAUCAGUACGACAUGGCGGUGCUCCUGCUGAGCCGCCACGCCAAAGUGAACCAGGAGGGGGCGCACCGGAGGACCCCGCUGCACGAGGCCGCUCGCCUGGGCCAGGAGAAGGCCGUGCAGCUGCUCCUGCAGGCCGGCGCGGAGCCAGACCCCCGCAGCGCCUUCGGCCUCACCCCCCUGGCCCUGGCAGCGCAGGGCGGACACCUGGACGUCGUGCGGGUCCUGCUCGGAAAAGGGGCUGAUGUGGAGUCUCAGGCACUGGACUCUGCCACCAUCCUGUUUGAGGCGUGUGUCUCUGGGAACCCUGCAGUGAUAUCCCUGCUGCUGGAUCACGGUGCAGACCCCAACACACCCAACAACACAGGGCACCUGCCCAUCCACCGUGUGGCUCACCGAGGCCACCUGGAAGCUCUGGAGCUCCUGACCCCGGUGACGACCUUCGAGGCAGUGGAGGACAGUGGCAUGAGCCCCCUGCACUCGGCGGCCGCCGGGGGCCACCCGGAGUGCCUGGAGCUGCUGCUGACCGCCGGCUACGACCCCAACUACAUGCUGGAGCCAUGGGUGCGCCGCAACUACCACGACCAGCGCAAGUCGGCGCUGUUCUUCGCCGUCACCAACGGCGACCUGCGCUGCACGCAGCUGCUGCUGGAGGCCGGUGCCAUGCCCAACCAGGACCCCGUCAAGUGCCUGCAGGUGGCGCUGCGCCUGGGCGACCCCGCCCUCGUGCACACGCUGCUGCGCCACGGCGCCAACGUCAACUACUACUCCCGCGUGAACCCCACGCACUUCCCCUCCGCGCUGCACUACGCCAUGAAGGACGAGGCCCUGCUGCGCAUGCUGCUCAACUACGGCUACGACGCCAGCCUCUGCUUCGAGUGCCCGCACGGCCAGGGCUCCCACGUGCCCAGCGACUACGAGGGCUGGACCCCCUCCGUCAUCAAGGACACCAUGUUCUGCGAGGUGGUCACGGUGUUCUGGCUGAGGGAUAUCUCCGCUCACCUGGUGCGCAUCAUGCUGGACUACCUCGACCACGUCACGCUCUGCUCCAAGCUGAAGACCGCUCUCAUGGAGCAGGAGGAGUGGCCGGACAUCUGCAGGAUUCAAGAGAACGCCCGCAGUCUGCAGCACCUGUGCAGGCUGAAGAUCCGGUGCUGCCUGGGCCGGCUGCGUCUCCGGGCCCCCGUGUUCAUGAGCUUCCUCCCGCUGCCGGACCGGCUCAAGGACUACGUCCGGUACCGCGAGUACGACUUCUACAGCCAGGGCCGACCGGCAGGAGCACAGGGACCCGCCUGAGUGUGUGCAAACACACACACACACACACACACACACACAUACACACAUGCACACAUGCACACACGCACACACACACACACAUACACACGCACACACACACACACACGCACGCACACACACACACAUGCACACACACACGCACACACACACACACACGCACACACACACAUACACACGCACACACACACACAUGCACACACGCACACACACACAUACACACGCACACACACACACAUACACACGCACGCACACACACACACAUGCACACACACACGCACACACACACACACACGCACGCACACACACACACACGCACGCACACACACACAUACACGCACGCACACGCACACACACACUUAUGCACAUACAGGCGGACCACAGUGACCUGCCUGCAUGCACACAGACACACACACACACACACACACACAGACACACACAUACACACAUACACAGACACACACAUGCACACACACACACGCACAUGCACACACUUAUGCACAUACAUGCAGACCACAGUGACCUGCCUGCAUGCACACAUACACACACACACACACACACACAGACACACACAUGCACACACACACACGCACAUGCACACACUUAUGCACCUAUGUACAAACUCUGAUCGGAUACACACCCACAACUAUGUGGACCAUAUCCGUGCCUCAAAUAUCAAUGCGUCUCGCAGAAAAUACAAUCAAAGCACAUUUUGCCGGAUCCAAAGGUUUGUACUGCUUUAGUAUGGCUUGAGAGAAGGAUACUUCAGCAAUGCUUUUCAGCUAAUCCUGCUGCUUGAAUAUUCUUAUUUCACAUGCCAUUAUUCAUGAACAUUUGCACGCUAUUAAUUCUGAAUAAACUCAGUGUCAGGACUAACCCAGGGGUUCCCAAACGUUUUUCUGAUCUGACCUCAAAUGGAUGUUCACAAACUUAUAGGACUUACUUUUUUUUAUUGUUGUUUUUUUGUUUUGUCCUGUGGCUAAUUUUUGUUAUGGAGGGUGGCAGACGGCACAAUUUGAAAUGCAAUUUGUUUCCAUCUUUAGACAGGCCUACAUUUUCACAUUUUGUUUUGUCUUUUUAAUUGUUCCUGAGGUAUUGCCUAUUAUGUUGAAUAUGUUGUUUGUUUCAUUGUGAAAUAAAAUCGCAUU